This is a messenger RNA of Effrenium voratum, 519 nucleotides long. NCBI's taxonomy places the organism in Eukaryota, Dinophyceae, Suessiales, Symbiodiniaceae. The record is from the annotation of a GenBank genome assembly.
AUGGAGUUGGCCGCCAAGGAGGCGGAGCUGACCAAAGAGGUGCCCAACCUCCUGGAGACCAUGAACAGGACCUCCGAAGAGGUGAAUCUCUUCGAGCGCAAAGCCAGCGAAGCGCAAGAGAGGUACAAGAAGCUCCUGGAGCAAUGGAGCCGCCUCUACGAGGAGCUGCGCUCGCACUACGGCCAGAACUUCGAGCGCGUGAAGCCCUACUUCGAGGCUUCCGCCGCCUUCCGCUCCGCCUCCGAGCGCGUGCAGGUGGUGGUCCGGGAGUUCAGUGCUGCGGCCUCCCAGUACAGCCAGGCCAAGGCUGAGCUCCGGAACAUCGAGAGGAUGCUGGCCUAUGGGGCGCACAAGGCCGAUGCCGCUGUCGAGUCUGCCGCUGCAUCCCCGAAAUUCCAAGUAAGAAUUACAUGUCUUGCACAACUUUCCGCAAGCUUCGGCCUUCCAAGCUGCGAGCGCUUCAGCUCGUUGCCUCAAGCUGGCAGGGAGUUGGUCGGGUCAGGUCCUGGGAGGGUUUAG